AUGGUUUCUCGCUUUUCCGUCCUUUUAAUAAUAUGUGUGACCCUAGGCACGUAUGUAACGCGUUGCGGGGGGGAUGGUCCAGCUGUUACCGAUGGGGGUGAGAAAUUCCACACAGUGAGUCCCUCCCAAGGAGGGAGCCCAGACUCAGGUGCUGGAGACCUAUCGUUGUCAGUCCCUGGACAGGCCUCCCAAAAUGCAAACUCCAAAUCCAAUGCCAUGGAAACCGCAUCUGAAGGUGCAGUAUCUAUGCAGGUUGCCGAUCCUUCAGAGGAGGACAUACAGGUAACAUCGGCCCUGUUGAAAAAUUAUAAUGGAAUCAAAAUUACGGGUUCCUGUAAGGCACACUUUAGAGUGUUUCUGGCGCCACAUCUAUGGAUUUAUGCGGCAGCGCCUGAGAAUAAAAUACAGUUGAGGCCGAACUUUGGACCGAUAACAUCAAUAGACUUAGGGAAUCUCAUCAAUGACUGCAAAAAGGGAGCCAACAGCAACUUCAAGUUCGUCGUGCAUACCCGUGAUAAUAUCUUGACGCUCAAGUGGAAGGUGACUGGGAAAGGGGAAUCUCCAGGAAACGAGGAAGAUGUGAAGAAGUACAAACUCCCUUCCCUGGAGAGGCCAUUCACCUCCAUACAGGUGCAUUCGGCCAAUGCCAAGUCCAAAAUUAUUGAGAGCAAAUUUUACGACCUUGGCAGCAGCAUGCCAGCCAAGUGUGAUCUCAUAGCCAUGAACUGCUUUCUCAAGGGGAGCCUUGAUAUAGAACAGUGCUACCACUGCACCCUGUUGGAGAAGAAGAUGAACGAAGAUAGUGAAUGCUUCAAGUACGUCUCCAUAGAAGCAAAGGAGUUUAUCAAGAAAGACACACCAAUUAAAGCUCAAGAGGAAGAUGCCAACUCUGCUGAACACAAGCUGAUAGAAUCCAUAGAAGUAAUACUAAAGGCAAUGUACAAAUCAGAUAAGGAUUACGAAAAGAAGGAACUCAUCAGCUUGGACCAAGUGGACACGAAUUUGAAGAAAGAGUUAUCCAACUAUUGUCAACUUAUGAAACAGGUGGAUACAAGUGGCACCCUUAAAAAUUACAAAUUAGCAAACGAAGUUGAAACGUAUAGAAAUUUAAAAAAAAUGCUACAAAUGCAUAAAGAGGAAAAUAUUAUUACUCUUCAGGAUAAAUUGAGGAACGCAGCAAUAUGUAUGAAGGAUAUAGACAAAUGGAUUAUUAAUAAGAGAGGGUUAACAUUACCUGAUGGUGUCACAUACAGUGAAGACAACACAAAGGAGUACCUAUCGGAAGAACUCCUCAAAGAAUUAGAGAAAGAAAAAAGUGUUUUUGAUGAUGAUGUAUUCGAUAAAGAUAAAAAUGGAGUAAUCGAUUUGAAUAAGGUUCCUAGCGAAAUGAAAUUUAAAUCUCCUUAUUUUAAAAAAAGUAAAUAUUGUAACAAUGAAUAUUGUGACAGAUGGAAAGAUAAAACGAGUUGUAUUUCGAACAUCGAAGUGGAAGAGCAAGGGGAUUGUGGACUGUGUUGGAUUUUUGCCUCCAAGUUACACUUAGAAACGAUCAGGUGUAUGAGAGGUUAUGGUCAUUUCCGUAGCUCCGCUUUAUUUGUAGCGAAUUGCUCGAAUAGAGAUCCAGGAGAAAGAUGCAGCGUGGGUUCUAAUCCAACAGAAUUCCUUCAAAUUGUUAAGGACACUGGAUUUUUACCACUAGAAUCUGAUCUCCCCUACAAAUACACGGACGCAAAGAAUUCCUGUCCCAUGAACAGAAACAAGUGGACUAACUUAUGGGGCAAUACCAAGUUGUUGUAUCACGUCAGACCCAAUUUGUUCCUCAAAACGCUUGGAUAUGUAUCGUACGAAAGCAAGUUCUUUCGAAAAAAUAUCGAUCUCUUCAUUGAUAUGCUGAAGAGAGAGAUUCAAAAUAAAGGCUCCGUAAUUAUCUAUAUAAAAACAGAAGACAAUAUAGACUACGACUUUAAUGGAAAAAUUGUGCACAGCUUAUGUGGACAUAAGGAUGCAGACCAUGCUGCUAACAUUGUUGGUUAUGGAAAUUACAUCAAUGUGAAUGGAGAAAAAAGUUCCUACUGGUUGAUUAGAAAUAGUUGGGGAUAUUACUGGGGUGAUGAAGGCAACUUUAAGGUGGACAUGUAUGGUCCACCAGGAUGUAAGUAUAAUUUCAUCCAUACAGCAGUUGUUUUUAAAAUAGAUUUGGGCAUCGUUGAAGUCCCCAAAAAGGCAGAGAAGCCCCCUCAUAAUUAUUUUGCAAAAUACGUUCCUAAUUUCUUGUACAACCUGUUCUUUGUUUGUUUCGACGGAGGUGCUGCUGAUGAUGAUGAUAUCGAGCUUGGCCAGAACGGUAAGGUGGGAGCAGCAGGGGGGGAGGAAAAUGCUGUAGUCGACGGUCAGGCGGUAGUCGCGGGGCAGACAGAAAAUACCUUGUCGGUGGCCUCUAAAAACGGGGCUCAACCCGAAACAAACGGUAGCGAAGUAAAUGCAGCAUCGGUUGGCAAGCCAAACAUUGCAUCCCCGAUGGGAUCACAAAUGAAUGCAAUUGCUCCACAAGUAGGCUCUGUUGCCUCCACCACAAAUGUGGCCCCACUUAAUGUAACGGUUAGGGAAGGCCAACAUGUGGGAGGUGCAGUCACACUCACCCCCGUGGACAAUUCAGGCGAGAAAAAAAUUCCCGUCACGCACAUUUUGAAAUAUGUGAAGGAGACCAAAAUGACAAAGACCCUGGUGAAUUACGACAGUUUGAGCGAAAUUGAAGAUUCGCAUAGUUGCGCCAGAACCUACGCCAAGGACGAGGUAGGGCAGGAGGAGUGUAUCCAAUUCUGCCUCAAAAACUGGUCCUCAUGUAAGGGGCACUACAACCCUGGUUACUGUUUAACUAAGAUGUACACGGGAAAUAACUGCAUUUUCUGCAGCGUGUAG
Plasmodium knowlesi strain H is the source of this 2919-nucleotide messenger RNA. Its product is annotated as cysteine protease, putative. Bases 1 to 2919 code for a protein of 972 amino acids. NCBI's taxonomy places the organism in Eukaryota, Apicomplexa, Aconoidasida, Haemosporida, Plasmodiidae. The record is from RefSeq and is a predicted model, not a curated record. The transcript has 4 exons. Gene Ontology annotation, cellular component: lysosome. Gene Ontology annotation, molecular function: cysteine-type endopeptidase activity.